AUGAAAUUGUCUCCUAUAAUUUAAUAGAUUAAGGAUAAUAUAAAAAAAGGAAUUGAUAUAGAGAAUAGUUUAUAUAUGUUAAUGAUGAAUACACUUAUUUAUACAUUAUCAGAUACUGAUGUUAAAUUCAUUUCCUCUCCCAACAAAAAUUACAAAUAAAAAUGUAUUAAUUUUUUAGAAGAAGUUAAGAAACAAACCUAGAAUAUUGACAUCUCAUAAAUUUAUUAGGUAUAUAUGUAUAUGUAUAAAAUAUAGAAGUAUAAUUUUGAUAUAACUGGAGAUGAUUGCUUCGAAAACUCAGAUGAAGAGAAAAUGAAUUUUUUUAAUAAGGAACAAAUCAUUAUCCAAGUUAUUUUUUAUUAUUAUUCUAGAAAGGUAGAAAGCCAACUGCAUAUGAAGAUAGUUUAAUUUAGUCAUUGUUGAAUCAUCUAAAUGAAAAAGAUGAAUUAUUAAGAAAAAGAUUUAACAGUAAAAAAUAGCAUCCAGAAAACUUUAAAGAAUAUUUAGAUUUAAUGAGUCCUUAUGAAUUAUGGAAAGUUAUAUAAGAUAUGAAAGGAGGUUAUUAUUUCUUUGAAGUAUUUGAGAAUCAAAAACCUGAAUAUGGAAUAAAUUAUUCUUAUAUUGAUAAAAUGAUGAUGUGCUCCAAAUCAUUUGAAAGAGAAUAUAAUCAAUUCAAAACUCAUUUAAGAUAAUAAUAAGACUUACAUUAUCAGGCAUUAAAAUAGGAAAUGACUAAAUUAAGUUCCAUUGAACUUAAUACUAUAUCUGAACCUAUUUGUCUAAUAAUUAAAGAAGAUCCAGAAAUAGAAUGUAAUUGUAAUUAGAGAGGAGCUAGAUAAGCUUUACGAUAAUGGGCCUUUUUAAAUAAAGUUAUUAAGCUUUUUACAUCACAUUCUAAUUAAGAAAUUUAACAAUUUAAUUAUAAAGCUUAUUUUAGAAAUUUGAUCUUCAAUUUAGAAAUAUACACUAAUUAAGUAAAUCAAUAAUUUGAUUAUUUAAUAAAAGUUAAUGAAAUCUUGAAAUCUAAAGUUGCAUCUUUGAGAAUUAUACACUAAUAAUUGAUUUAAGAAUCAUAAAAUUUAACUAAAGCUUAUAGAAUAUAAGAUGAAGAGAUUCUUAAAUUGAAAUAAUAGGUUUAAAAAUUACAUUUAGAAAAAGCUUAGAUUAAUACAAGAUUAAUUAAUACAGAGAAUUCACUAAUAAAAAUUAGAGAAUUUAGUGAACAAAAUACUAUUAUAAACAAAACAAGAUUAGUUGCUGAGAGUUUAGAAUAGUUAGAAUUUGAAAAUAAUUAAGCAAUAAAAAUGUAUAAGCUCUAAUAAAUAUGUUAAUUAACUUAAACAGAAAAUUCUUUUGAAUAUUAAUUAUGUUCUAUUUGUAAAGGAGAAAAUGUAAUAUUUUAAAAUAUCUAAUAAUUAAAAAUACCUUAAAUAACUUUUGAGAAAUUAGAAGUUUAAUAAAUUUAAAAAUCUCUAAAUAAUUAAAUUCAUCAUAAGUUAACUUAGACAGAUUUUAAAAUAUAAUAAAUUUCUAAUAAGAAUGAUUUAAAUCGUUAUCCUCCAUCUCCUGGAAUUUAAAAAAGAAGAGGUGUAUCAACAUCAUAUCAUUUGGUUAAUGAAAAUUCAAUUCUCUUAAGAUAGGUUUCAAAGAGUCCUCCAAAAUAAAUUAUAAAUCCAGUUUUCAAACGUUUAUUUGAUGAUAGUUUAAAUAAGAAGGUAAGAUAAUCAUAAUUGAGUUCGAGAAUUUAAGGGGAAGAAAAAAAUUAAUGGGAAGAAAUGUUAAUGUUAUUAAAUAAAUUAAAUAAUGAAUAAAAUAAUAAAGACAUAUAAAAAAAGAUAGAAAAAUCAAUUGAAAGUUAUAGAGAUUAAUUUGAGGUAAAAGAUAAGUUGCCUCAACUAAAAUUGAAGGAUAAACCAAAAGUUACAGAACAUUUAAUUGAUACUUUAAUGAAAGAGUUAUAAGAUAAUAAGAAGGUUGCUCUUUAAGAAUUAGUGGAAUAAUUUUAAAGCAUUUUGACAGUUAAUAAAUUAAACAAAAGUCGUGAUAUCUAUAAUAAAAUUACAAUAUGA
Paramecium sonneborni is the source of this 2069-nucleotide messenger RNA. Lineage: Eukaryota; Ciliophora; Oligohymenophorea; Peniculida; Parameciidae. The record is from the annotation of a GenBank genome assembly.